Cyanidioschyzon merolae strain 10D is the source of this 2424-nucleotide messenger RNA. RefSeq lists its product as hypothetical. The transcript has a single exon. Gene Ontology annotation, molecular function: single-stranded DNA binding. The record is from RefSeq and is a predicted model, not a curated record. Gene Ontology annotation, cellular component: replication fork. Lineage: Eukaryota; Rhodophyta; Bangiophyceae; Cyanidiales; Cyanidiaceae. Gene Ontology annotation, biological process: regulation of DNA repair. Bases 1 to 2424 code for a protein of 807 amino acids.
AUGCCUCGUAAAAGUGGACGCUUCGGCGACACCAAGGCUGAUGACUAUGUGAAACCUAUUUUCCAAAGGAGGCAAGACGAAGAGCUGCAAAAGAGUCGAGCAAAGCCGCUGCAGAAGGCUGUAGAGAAUCGUACAGUACAGGUCGAAGGGUCUGACUCGCGGGACUCACGCAGCAAGCGACAGACUGGAAACCGUGGAAACCAGCGCAAGCGGCCGAGGGAGGGCACGUUAAAAGUCGCAAAUCAAAAGCUUGCAAAGUCCAACACAGGUCAGGUUUCAGCCUCUUCAAGCCUGGUUCAGAGCGGCUCUUCAGAGCCAAAGGAACGAGACCAAAUAUUCACGACUGCUGGCACGGAAAAGCUCCACGAGUGUGCUCCUGGGGAAGAAUGCCGCGGUUCAAUCGUGUUCCUAGUUCUAUGCGUCCGGCAUUAUAUCCGGGAUCAAGCCUAUUGGUUUACGGUCAACGGCACAAAAGAUGAAAUCCCUGAGAUGGAUGCAGAUGCGUAUGACAUUACCGUCUGCAAUCCGGUUGAGCAGACGAAAACACGCUUUUGCCUACACCCACAUUUGAAUUCAAUCGUCCAGUCCGGUGACCUAGAUCGAGGGAGCAUUUUAGAAAUAAGAAAAUGGUCAGUUCGUUUCAACGAAUUGCGCGGACUCUACCCGCCUCGAGUAAUCGUUGUGUAUGACUGUCUCGUACUACGUCGACCCCACGAGGAUUUUUGGAUAGACGUUCCCCUGACAUGCGCUUGGACAACGUCAUCCACCCCGCUUGAGACUGCUGCAAAUGUCCCUUUGGCAUCGUCGAGAAAGAGUUAUCUUGGUCCUGGAGCGUUUGAUGCCUUACCUGUCGAUUCCAGAUUGCGAGACCCUAGCAACGUAGAGCGUGUCGAAGACCCAGCUUCGAUUAAAUCAGUCACUAGUGCAGCGGUGCGCAUCGCCAGGGCGCUGAUGGGAGACGUGAAGCGACCAAUCAUCGGGCGCGUCCUCAGAAAGACGUCCCUAAUGCCAUGGCCGAAAAAGAGUGACAUGCGGCAGUCAGUGCCAUUCAAAUUCGAAUUUGAGAUAGGUGACGGUGCGGAUUCUGCUACUGUUGUCGUGUGGAAUUCGCUUUGUUCCAAAUAUUUUUAUCACAUUCAACUCGGUGACAUCCUUAUCAUAGAGAAUUACCGUGUACGCAGAGGCGAGAUUCACCUGAAUGCAUCAUCGCCCCAGGGCAUUAUUCGGAAGCUUUCAGAUAAUUAUGAGGAGUUACUUGAUUUCGGACCUAUUGCAAAGCUUGGCGGUGGUCGAACGGGUGAACUCUACCACCCCUGCAUUCUUACCAGCGCUCUGGAUGCAUGGGACGACCGCUCGUAUUUCUCUCUAGCAUGCAUUGUGACACAUGUGUCACCUCUGUAUCGAGAGCGCGGGACGUACAGGUCUGCAGAACGGACGAGUGCACCGCAAAUACUGAGUGCAUCAGAUGACUACUACAUUUUUAGGAAAUAUAGAAUCAUUUUGGCGCGCGAUGGAUCCGAAGCGCGAGACGUCUGCAUUCGCCUUUAUGAAACCUCCCAACGCGAUGCAUUUGAUGCUAUCUGCGUUCCAGGUGCGGCAAUCCUGCUAACAUCCCUCGAAAAGCGAGAGCUGUACAAUGCUCCUUUUGAUGGUGUCAGCAUCAUGGAGGUACAUUCGACCCGAUGGACCUCAAUGUACCUGCUAGAUGGAGUAAGAGAACAGCAAAAAAGAACGGAGGGCACGAGCCUCCCUGAAAAUAUUCCGAAAGUAAUUCUGCAGGAUCGUCUUGUUCGUCGUAUACUGGCAUUAGCUCGAUGGAUUCAAUCCUCGGAGGGGAAAAAAUCUGUCAAGAUACGUCAAACAUUCGCACUUGGAAGGAUCCAGCAUAGCACCUUUCGAUACACUGACACGCUAGAGCAAUUAGCAGCACUGUAUGGAGGCCAGGAGAAAAUUGAAAACCUUUGCAUUGAGUUUGAGCGACUUAGAGCAGUCCAGUCGGAAAUCUUUCUACGAGAAAGACGAGAGGUUCUGGUAUACGGAUAUCUUUCGUGCUUCAGAUCCACCUCAAAACCUGAGAAGGCUCAGCUCGAGGAAGCGAAGGCUUUAGGGCUAGCAGGAUCCUCAUUCGCUACUGUUUACUUCGAUGAGAUUCACAUUGGGCACCUUCGCGCUCUGAAUGACAACAAUAGCUGGAUCCCUGUCGUCAUCACCCCUGGAAGAACUGUUUUCGGGUCAGGGAUCGCCAAAACUUACAACAAACGCACAGCAUUUCUGGGUCGCUUCGGCGCAAGCUUGCGCGGCUCGCUACGUGAGAAGGGACUCGCCGCUAUUCGUAACAAACCAAUGGCUUGCCUGCUGGCUCUGUAUCGCGCGGCACCGGGAUGUGAUUUUGCUCUUUUGGAAGUCGCCUAUGAGUUUCCAUAA